GGGGCCAGGCUGAGGCUCGCUGGCCGCCCCUGCCGCUGUCCGGACCUCGGCCUCGGGGGCUGGCGGUCCGCAGGGACAGGAGGAUCAGCCGGUCGCCGCAGGGCCCGCCGGAGACGCUGUCCCGGAGCCACAACAGGUGCCCCGCGGGGGCGCCACGGGCAUUUUGCCGCGGACGCAGGCGACCCCCGCCAGGUCCCGCCGGCCGCCAAAGCCGGCCCGCACCCGCCGUCGGGGCGGUCCCGCCCGGCCCAGGGCGCCCCGGAGCACCUGCGCCCGCCCGGCGUGCGCCCCGCCAUGGCCGCGCGCCCCGGGCCGCUCUGGCUCCUGGGCCUGGCGCUGUGCGCGCUGGGCAGCAGCCCCGGCCCGCGCCCCCCGCACGGUUGUUCUCAGCGUCGACUGGGCGCGCGCGAGCGCCGCGACAUGCAGCGCGAGAUCCUGGCGGUGCUCGGGCUUCCCGGGCGACCGCGGCUUCGCGCGUUGCCUGCAGCCGCUAGACUGCCCGCGUCCGCGCCGCUCUUCAUGCUGGACCUCUACCACGCCAUGGCCGGCGACGACGACGAGGAUGCCGGGCCCCCGGGGCGGCGUCUGGGCCGCGCCGACCUGGUCAUGAGCUUCGUCAACAUGGUGGAGCAUGACCAUUCCCUGGGCCACCAGGAACCCCACUGGAAGGAGUUCCACUUCGAUUUGAUGCAGAUUCCGGCAGGAGAGGCAGUCACGGCUGCCGAGUUCCGGAUUUAUAAGGUGCCCAGCACCCACCCACUCAACACGACUCUACAUGUCAGCGUGUUCGAGGUGGUUCGGGAGCGCUCCAACAGGGAGUCUGACUUGUUCUUUUUGGAUCUUCAGACCCUCAGAGCAGGAGACGAGGGCUGGCUGGUGCUGGACGUCACGGCAGCCAGUGAUCGCUGGUUGUUGAACCGUAACAAGGACCUGGGACUCCGCCUCCAUGUGGAAACCUUGGAUGGGCACAGCGUGGACCCGGGUCUGGCCGGUCUGCUGGGGCAACGGGCACCACGCUCCAGACAACCUUUCAUGGUCACCUUCUUCAGGGCCAGCCCGAGUCCCAUCCGUGCCCCUCGUGCAGUGCGGCCCCUGAAGAGGAGGCAACCAAAGAAAACCAACGAGCUGCCACACCCCAACAGACUCCCGGGGAUCUUUGAUGACAUCCAUGGCUCCCAUGGCCAACAGGUUUGCCGGCGGCAUGAGCUCUACGUCAGCUUCCGGGACCUGGGCUGGCUGGACUGGGUCAUCGCCCCCCAAGGCUACUCAGCCUACUACUGUGAGGGAGAGUGUGCCUUUCCGCUGGACUCCUGCAUGAACGCCACCAACCACGCCAUCCUGCAGUCCCUGGUGCAUCUGAUGAAGCCUGAUGCAGUCCCCAAGGCGUGCUGUGCACCCACCAAACUGAGUGCCACCUCUGUGCUCUACUAUGACAGCAGCAACAACGUCAUCCUGCGGAAGCACCGCAACAUGGUGGUCAAGGCCUGUGGCUGCCACUGAGGACUGCCCUCCUGUUCCGCUGCAGCUGUCUCUCCCUGACCAGGACCCUCUGCACAGGCAAGAAACCCUUAAACCCAACCACACAUAAGGCAGGGUUGGCAUGCAGGGCCUUCAGACCUGUGUCCCUGCCUCGUCAUCCUCCUCAGAGAUAAUGCUUGGGCCUCUCCAGGGCCUGUGCUCAACUCUCCUGCCAUGGAAUGGUCAGAUGGCCUUAUCUCCAACCAUGGUGGUCUGAGUCCUGGGGCAGCAGUUCAUCCCGUCACCUCUAGGCUGUGGGCAGAUGUGUGAGAGGUACCUGGAGCUCUAGAUUGGCCAUCUUGGGCUCUUUCAUGUCCAGUAUAGAGUUAGAAAUGUGUGAGAAGCGUCUGGUCCAGUCAUUCUUUACCUGCUUGCCUCUCCCACAUGCAACACUGGCCGUUUCUAGAGAAUGAUGAAAAGCAUGGACUUUACCUCAGUGCCUAUUUAUAUAUCUGAAUUACCAAACCUCUGACCACAGGCAUGUGGGUCAGCUCAAGAAAAAGAUGCUUUGUGCCUGCCUCUGCUGCCUAUAGAAAAUGUACAUGGAUGGACAUUUUGCUUUCGAGAAACAGAAAAAUCAUGGAGGCUUCCAGAGAACUCAUCUGUUUGCUGCCAUGUUCACCUGUUAGUUGAAGCUUGUGGGGAAGUGGGGAAGUUUCUUUUACACAUAAGGUGAUUGCACCGAGUGGCCCAUGAUGCCAAUGGCCAGCACAGAUGCCAUCUCCCCUUUUCUUCUGCAUGGCAAACAUCAAUAAUCAAUCCUGAUUUUUUUUUUUUCUGAGUCUGAAUUUCCAAAUGAUCCCACAACUCCAGGCAGGACUUCGGGACUCCAAAGUUGGCAUGUGAAGCAAGAACUGUUUGCCAUUUUCUGCAAUGCAUAAAUGCAACCUGUAUUUCUAGAGAUGUAUCUGCAAUGCCAGGGAGCCUGUGAGCAGGUCUGGGUCCAGCCAGCAGCUUGGCAGCACUGCUUGUGUUGUCAGAAAUGAGCUGAUUACCAAAGUCUGCAUCACCCUGGGUGUCCAGCAGCUCUGUCCCAUUUCUUGCACCUGUGAGUCAAAGAAUAACGCCCCCUCCAAUCCCAGGGGAGUCACAGGGACUAAUUGGCUGGGUUGGGUGAGGAUCUUUGUCUCAGCCUCUCUUCUGUUUCUGGAAACCACUGUUCUCCUUAGAGCAGCUGCUGGGAGUUGCAGUGUUUGGUUUCAGAUGGCUCAGCCUGUAAUUUACCUGCUGAACAGACGAAGUACAGCUACCUGAACUGUGUCAUUAAGAACAGGUCCUGGACCCGCCCCUGUCCCACACCCAGCCUCAACAGACCCACCUGUGAGCCCUGGGAUACACAUCUCUGGGGUUCAGGCUCUGUUCCUUGUGGAUGGGUCUUGGGAAGGGGAGGUGUGGCAGCAGGGGAUAGGCUGGGGCCACGCUGCAGGACAGCAACCCCAAGAAUAAUCUCCCUUGGCAUUACCCUCUCACAAAUGGAAAGGUGGGCCCAGACAGUCUGGAAGUUUCCCUGUCAGCUGGGGAUCCAGCUCUGGGCUGGAUAUAAGGAGAUCUGACUUGAUCUGGACCUUUUCCCCUAACAUGCGGGAGUUGGACUUCAUGGUUUCCAAAGGACCUUCAGUCAAGGAAUCUGGUCACCCAGACUGCAGGACAAUGGGCUGGGAUAUAGCCUUAGGGCCCUGCAUGUGGAGCCCACCCUUGUCUCUGCCAGCUGGCAGGUAACAAAAGACCUAUUUGCUAUUCUAGCACUUUGCUAACAAUCUUCUCAACAUCAAGGAUUAUCUGUUAGCUCAAUCAACCAACUAUUCUGACAACUGACUUUUUUACUUCUAAUAACUUUAGUGCCCAUCCAAUGAUCUGGCAUACCAUAGGUGGCACCAGGGACCCAGAGGUUUGUACGCACGGACCAGACCUUAACCUAUCAAGCCACAUAGCAGGUAUGGAUAGCAGUUGCCAUCCUCAUUCAGAAUAAAUGAAAAAACAAGACAUCAUCUAAUUAUCUUGCCAUCAGACUUCUAUUAAUUUUUGCACCCAGAUGGUCACAAAAGGAAAUCAAAUAGAAAAAUCCCUGAACAGCAAAAGCCCAUGUGUCUGACUGUAGUUGUUUGCUGAGCCAAGAAUGGCAGCUGCACUGAGCAGCCCGCCUGGCAACACCCAUGGCACUGUUUCCCCUUUCGUUGCUGAGUCAGCCUCUUUACCUGGUUGUCCCACACUAAGUUAAACCAGAGUGGUCAGUUCAUAUCCCCUGACAGCUGAUAGGAAGACACAAAAUUAGAAGUGCCUGGCACUGUAAUACUCACCUUGGGCCACAGCCUCAGAGGACUGGUAUUCACUGCCUUCUAAGAAAGUAACGUGUUCCUCAAAAACUCCUAAGCCAAGAAAACAAUCAGUGCAGCCAGUCUUUGUUUGUUUGUAGAUAGGGUCUCACUAUGUUGCCCAGGCUAGCUUUGAAGUUGUAGUGGUCCUCCUGCCUCAGCCUCCUGAGUACUGGGAUUAUGGGCAUGACCACUCUGCCCAGGAAAAUGUCCAGAUGGCUUUGAUCCAAGUUCUGCUUUUUCCCUCUGGAAAGUAGGCUAUUGGUUCUUCCCUCCUGUAAGUACUAUAAUUAAAUGUGUGCAAGCACUUGGGCCAUCUGACAAAUACACAGUAACUGUGGUCAUUAUUACAAGAUUUGCUCAUUUGGGACCACCUCUGUGCCUGUCCAUUAAACCAAAAUAUGUUUCACAAGUAAUGGUAUACUUAUUUUAAGGCUGUGUUUUUUUCUAAAACAUGCAACCUGGCUUUCCUUAGCGCGCAGGACCUCACCACCUUUACAGGCCCGAUGAGUGUCUGGUAGGCAGGCUGUGAAACUGUGUUUGUUUCCAUAUCCCAGUGUACUGUGGAUCAUCCACAUCCACACUCACAGGGCAAUGUGGAUGUGGGAAUUGACCACCCAGGGUCUGACCAGUGAGAGACUUUAUGCAAGCACUUGGACUUUUUUUUCAUUUAUUAAAAUACAGUUUUGGAGGAAUGUGGAUAAUACAAAAAUAAAAUAUAAUUCAAAUCACCAUAGUCCUAUGACUCAGGAUAAAUAUAUCUAAUAUUUUUAUCACUUUAUUUCUAGGUUUUCUUAAAAUA
This is a messenger RNA of Cavia porcellus (domestic guinea pig), 4632 nucleotides long. RefSeq names its product bone morphogenetic protein 8b (gene Bmp8b). The coding region runs from base 295 to 1500 and encodes 401 amino acids. Gene Ontology annotation, molecular function: growth factor activity; cytokine activity. Gene Ontology annotation, cellular component: extracellular region. The record is from RefSeq and is a predicted model, not a curated record. The transcript has 7 exons. Lineage: Eukaryota; Metazoa; Chordata; Mammalia; Rodentia; Caviidae.